AUGCAGCACGAGCAGCAUGCUCCCUCUACGCUCCCCGUGCCCGGGGGAGAGGGCCUCUGCUGCUGCAUGCCUGAUGUCGUCUUCACUGUUGCAGCAACAACGACAGGAGAAGCAUCGAGGAAGAAUCAAGUGAACAAGGCGAACACGAAGAAGAAUGGUGGGGAGCAUGUGGAAGCAGGAGGGGAGGAGCUAGGCGAGGUGGACAAGCAUGGCGAGAAGAGCGAGGACGAGGAGGAGGGCAGAGACGAUGAGAGUGAUCAAGAUGAUACUUACCAAGACAGUGACUCCCAUGAAGCAUCUGAUGAGGACCUCGAGCAAGGGGAUCAAACCAUGCCUGAGGAGGCACAGGGCAAGCAGGAUGAGGAGGAGAUGGGAGACGAGGAGACGAAGUCUCUGAGAGAGGAGAUGAAGAAGUUGGGGCUGCCGUGCAGCUUCACCGCCAACGACCUCACCAAGAGGAGGAAGAAGGACCAGCAGCGGGUGGCAACGCACCUCAUCCGCCCUCAGACCACCAUCUACUGCAGAGACGCUGACGUCACGUCUCCGAUGAUGACGACUCGAGCAAGAGCAUCCCUUGCCGCUCUCUACCUGAGAGAGCGAAACUAUGAUGAGAGUUGUAUAGUAUGGGAGUAUCUGCCGGUGGUGUUGAGCGCUGAGCAGCAGAGAGAGGAGGAAGGAGGAGAGGUAGAGAAGGACAAGGAGGAGGAGAAGGCCGAGGAAGCGGAGGCGGAGGAGGCGAGGGAGGAUGUGGAGCAGCCGAUCUACGGGCCCUUCACCGUGAUGCAAAUGCUCAGCUGGAUUUCAGCUGGACGGUAA
Guillardia theta CCMP2712 is the source of this 816-nucleotide messenger RNA. RefSeq lists its product as hypothetical. Gene Ontology annotation, molecular function: protein binding. The transcript is spliced from 6 exons. The record is from RefSeq and is a predicted model, not a curated record. NCBI's taxonomy places the organism in Eukaryota, Cryptophyceae, Pyrenomonadales, Geminigeraceae. Bases 1 to 816 code for a protein of 271 amino acids.